Molecule: messenger RNA, 945 nt
Organism: Vigna angularis (adzuki bean)
Lineage: Eukaryota; Viridiplantae; Streptophyta; Magnoliopsida; Fabales; Fabaceae
Product: NDR1/HIN1-like protein 26
Exons: 1
Coding region: 94-726 (210 amino acids)
Biological process (GO): defense response to other organism
Source: RefSeq, a predicted model, not a curated record
UAAGCAUCCCUUCUUCUUUCCACUUUCUUUCUCUCUCUCUCUCUCUCUCUCUCUCUCUCUCUCUCUCUCUCUCUCUCACUCUUUCUCUCACAAAUGUCUAAAAUCACAGUAACCUCUCCAAAACACUGUGCUGCAAAAGAAGGAUUGAAGAUUAAGAGCAACUACAAGAAGCUCUACUUCACUUUAUCAGCAUUUUUUACCUCAAUUCUACUGCUAAUACUUCUUAUUUGGCUCAUCCUCCACCCUGCCAAGCCUCAAUUCUCCCUCAAAGAAGUUGACAUCUACCAGCUGAGUCUCUCAGGCCCCAAUCUCAACUCCUCCAUCCAACUCACCCUCUUCUCCAAGAACCCUAACCAGAAAGUUGGCAUUUACUACGACGAGAUUCAAGUCUAUGCAGCCUACAAGGGGCAGCAAAUUACCGCUGACACGCCUGUGCCACCCUUCUACCAGGGCCAAGAGGAGAGUAAUCUCAUAACAGCCUCUUUGGUGGGAAACAUUUUACCUGUGGCUCCCUCUCUUGGCUUUGAACUGGGUCGUGAUCAAACUGUUGGAAGACUGGUUUUGAAUCUCAAAGCCAAUGGAAAGCUUCGUUGGAAGGUGGGAACUUGGGUUUCUGGGCGUUACAGGUUCAAUGUUAAUUGUGUCGCUAUCAAUGCCUUUGGACCCUCUAUUCCUGCAGCUCCUCUCACUUCCAAUCGAGGAGCGCAGUGCUCUACCACACUCUAAAAUCAGCAUCAUCUUGCUAACUUCAACGUAUAAAUGGUAAUGGUAUAAUCCAGUACUACUCAUAUCAAGAAGCUUUCUUGUUUUGCAGAUUUUUGUUGGCUUUGUAUUGAAACGUGUUUUUGCAGCCGCUAAGUGAUUUGUAAAUAAAAUAUAUGUUAAUGGUAGGACAUAAAAAAGUUACACUUUGUGAGUGAAAAUGAAAAGAGAAUGCUUAUUAUC